Messenger RNA from Ostrea edulis (European flat oyster), 1485 nucleotides. RefSeq lists its product as uncharacterized. The record is from RefSeq and is a predicted model, not a curated record. The coding region runs from base 162 to 1418 and encodes 418 amino acids. The transcript has 10 exons. NCBI's taxonomy places the organism in Eukaryota, Metazoa, Mollusca, Bivalvia, Ostreida, Ostreidae.
ACACGUUUUUAAGGACUGCAUUAUCAGAAACAAAUUCGUACGAGUUAAUGAAUUUUGAACGCGCGCCUAUUUCAAAUUUGUAAACACAAAUAUCGACAAAACACUUCAACAGACGUCAGACCAGACUCAGUCUACUGGAAACACGCUGCAGGUACAUAAUAAUGAAUGGGAAUUCGUACUUCAAGCAGCUGAAACAGUUGUGUCGGACAGUUGAACAGGGACUACAGGAAGUGACAGAUGAAGUCGAAAACAACUACUCCCAUCGAGGGUCAGCGGCAGCGGUCAAAAAAAUGGUAGAUCUCAAGACAGAUGUCAAGGACAUGAGGAAUCAAGGGAAAGAACUGCUUCAGACUUUAGAGAUAGAAGGUGAAAAGUUUGACAAGAUCCUAAAGAUUUCCAGACAGUACUUAGAAGUUUAUAAACAGAGCGUUCAGAGAACGGAGGAGUAUUAUACUAAGUAUGGAUACCAAAAACCAGUUUUGGAAACAAAUUCCAAGCAGGAAGAGAAGGUGGGGGAACCAGUUGAGGAAGAAGAGAGCAAGCCAAUUGAGGACCAGGACACAGCUGAGACGAAUAAAACGCCACAGAAAGAAAAGUCCCUCACUGAUUUGCCUCGUACACCCAAACCAGAGGACUUUGGUCUAAGCAGUCUAGUAUUGAGUGCCUAUAAACGACCUGAAAAGACGCAGGUGUUUUCCUUCCUAGAAGUGUCAGCAAAUAGAAAUAAACUGGAUUCCGUGCCAGACGUAUUUCAACAUGACGGGAUACAGGUCUCACCAGGUUUUCUGAGUUGCAAACGCACCACGCCAGGCUGGAAACAAUAUGGCAUGGAUAAACAGUUUUUGGUCCCAAAACUACAAGAUGGCGUGUUUAGAAAGGUGGAUAAAGAGAAUUUUGACAGCAGUAACAAUCCUGCCCCUCGAUUUACUGUCAUGGCUGAUGGGAUAGGAAAGGACCUGAGCGACAUUACUGGGAUCCAGCGCCUCCCAAACACCCCGGAAUUGGCGUCUACAAGGGUCCACUCUCAUCUCCAUCGCCUCCCUAGUACCACCAAGACACAAAUUAACCACCAGACACCACCAGACACCCCUCAAAUGACCUCAAAGUUACAGUUAAACCAUCAGGCACCACCAGAUACCCGUGAAGUGACCCAUGGUAUGAUGUAUAUUGACCAUCGUCCAUCUCCGGGCUCCCCCAAACUGUCCUCCACCAAGGCCUGGUCAACCAAUCGCACACCGGAGAUGCCAACUUUCUUAAAGAAGUAUAAGAUGACAGAGCCAUGUUUUGCCAGUCCUGUCUCUAAAUUGUGGAAAUCCCCCACAAUUCCCCAGCAACCAGAACAUCAAAGUCACAUGGAGGCUUUCCAUGAAAUGCCGAAGGUACCAAAAUUAAAAGGGAUGUUUGGUUUACAUAACUGAUGUCAGUCGAGACUGUGCAUUUGUUGUGUUUAGAGUGUGAGUGGUCAAUAAAUGUGUAGAAGAAUCA